AUGACGCCUACUAAUAAAACUUCGGGUUCACUUGAGCAAAUGUCUAAAAAUGAUACUUUAAAACUGCGAGAGCGACACAUUGGGCAAUCGUGUAAGCUUUUUUAUCGAUCAAAUCCUUUGAAGAUUGUGAAAGCAUCCGGACAAUACAUGUACAAUGAACGAGGAGAGCGUUAUCUCGACUGCAUCAACAACGUUGCGCAUGUGGGACACUGUCAUCCGGAGGUAGUUAAAGCCGGUCAGGAACAAAUGGCUCUUCUGAGCACCAAUAAUCGGUUUCUGCAUGACAAUUUGGUAGUUUGCGCCCAGCGAUUGACUUCGCUGCUGCCGGAGCCGUUGUCUGUUUGCUUUCUGGUGAAUUCUGGAAGCGAGGCCAAUGAUUUGGCCCUCAGACUCGCUGAAGCUCAUACUGGGAACAGAGACGUCAUUGCUAUCGACCACGCUUAUCACGGACACUUGACCUCGCUGAUCGAUAUCUCGCCCUACAAGUUCAAUCAACUGGAGAACGGAAAGAAGGAGUGGGUACACGUGGCUCCCUGCCCGGAUGUCUAUCGCGGAAAAUAUCGAGACGUGGACUAUCCGGAGGAGGAUCUCGGAGAAAAGUACGCUGAGGACGUUAAGAGGAUCUGCGAUAAUGUUAAGUCUCAAGGACGGGGUAUUCGCGCUUUUAUUGCUGAGAGUCUUAUAUCUGUUGGCGGGCAAAUUAUUCCGCCAGUUAAUUAUUUUAAAAAUGUCUAUAAGCACGUCCGUGAAGCGGGGGGUGUAUGUAUCGCAGAUGAAGUUCAAGUAGGAUUCGGCAGAGUGGGAUCACAUAUGUGGGCUUUUGAACUUUACGGCGAGGAGGUAAUACCGGAUAUUGUAACGUUCGGUAAACCAAUGGGAAAUGGGCAUCCUGUAGCAGCAGUCAUAACAACUCAGGAGAUUGCCGCCAGUUUUAAGAGUACCGGCCUCGAGUACUUUAAUACCUACGGCGGUAACCCGGUGUCGUGUGCGAUAGCGAACGCAGUGAUGGAAGUAAUUGAAAAAGAGGGGCUUCAAAAGCACGCUGCUAAAGUCGGGGGUUACUUGUUGAGCGAAUUAAUUAAAUUAUCUCGAAGACGUACUAUUAUUGGAGAUGUACGUGGUGUUGGAUUAUUUAUUGGAAUAGAGUUGGUACGUGAUCGUGAGGAGCGAACUCCCGCGACGGCUGAGGCCAAGCACGUCGUAUCCAGAAUGAAGGACCAGAAAAUUCUUGUGAGCAGCGACGGCCCCGAUAAUAAUAUUUUAAAAUUAAAACCUCCGAUGGUAUUCUCGAUUGAAAACGCGGAUCACUUUGUUAACACCCUCGACUACGUCUUGCAGGAGGUCCAGCUUGAUAUCGAUCAGGUAAUCGAGCCGAGGACCGCGAUAUUGGAGGCAGUCAUCUCUAAGGUGGAUAUCGAUCCCUCGAUACCGCGUCCGGCUAAAUCCGUCGCUAUUCGGGCGAGUUAA
Molecule: messenger RNA, 1467 nt
Organism: Cotesia congregata
Lineage: Eukaryota; Metazoa; Arthropoda; Insecta; Hymenoptera; Braconidae
Source: the annotation of a GenBank genome assembly